AAAAAAAUAAAAAAUAAAAAAUACAAUUGCCAUUAUCACUUUGACAUUUUCAAAACCUCAAACCCUAAAAAAUGUCAAAAAACCCUAGGCUCUGCUAAACCAGUGUUCAUCUUCAAAACAGUCCACUAAACAUUGCUAGUUUAACGAUGUUGACAAUCUUCAAAAGAUCGAACACAAACCCUAACAAUCUCUGGGUCUUGAUCAAAACGUACUGUGCUACAGGAUCGAACUCAAACCCUAACAAUCUCUAUUCCCGAAUUAGCCCCCUCGGAAACCCUAAUCUCAGUAUCGUCCCAGUCCUCGAUCAAUGGGUCCAAGAGGGCCAAAAGGUCAGAGCCUUCGAGCUUCGUCGCAUUAUUCGCCAUCUCCGUGGCCGCAAGCGAUACACUCACGCCCUAGAGAUUUCUGAGUGGAUGAGUAGUAAAGGUCUCUGCCUAUUUUCACCAGGUGACCAGGCUGUGCAGUUGGAUCUAAUUGGCAGGGUCCGAGGCUUGAAUGUUGCGGAGAGAUACUUCAAUAUGUUGAAUGAGCAUGAAAAAAUUGACAAGAUCUAUGGCGCGCUCUUAAACUGUUAUGUUCGAGCAGGACUUGUUGAUAAGUCCAUCUCCCACAUGCAGAAGAUGAAGGAGAUGGGUUUCGCUUCUUCUACUCUCAGUUAUAACGAUCUCAUGUGCCUCUAUACGCACACUGGCCAACUCGAGAAAAUCCCUGAUGUGUUAUUAGAGAUGAAGAAAAACAGUGUCACCCCUGAUAACUUCACCUAUAGAAUUUGCAUGAAUUCUUAUGGGGCGAGAUCGGACGUUAAGAGUAUGGAGAAGCUUCUAGAAGAAAUGGAAAGUCAAUCUCACAUCUCCAUGGAUUGGACCACUUAUUCAACCGUGGCUAAUUUAUACAUAAAAGCCGGUCUCAAAGAGAAAGCACUAAUUUUUUUGAAGAAAUUAGAAGAGAAGCUACACAAUGAUGCACUCGGCUACAAUCACUUGAUUUCGCUCUAUGCAAGCCUAGGAAAUAAAGACGAGGUGAGAAGAAUAUGGGGCUUCCAAAAAGUUACUUGUAAGAAGCAAUUAAACCGGGACUAUAUAACCAUGUUGGGUUCUCUGGUGAAACUUGGCGAGCUAGAAGAAGCUAAAGAAGUGCUUGAGGAGUGGGAAUCAUCUUGUCAUUGUUAUGAUCUCCGAGUGCCCAAUAUUCUCCUUAUUGGUUACUGUAAAGAGGGAUUGGUCGAGAAAGCCGAAGAAAUGCUUGAGGUCAUUGUCAAGAGAGGGAAGACUCCGAUUCCCAACAGCUGGGCAAUCAUUGCUAAGGCGUAUUUAGAUAAGGAGAAUAUGGGGAAAGCUUUCGAGUGCAUGAAGAACGCUCUGGCGGUGAAGGCGGAGAACCCGGGUUGGAGGCCUAAGGCUUUACUGGUUUCGAGAGUGUUGAAUUGGCUUCGCGAUAAAGGGGAAGUUGAUGAAGCAGAAGAUUUUGUUAGUUCGUUGAAAAAGGUCGAUGCACUGAAUGCAGAAAUGUACCAGGACUUGAUUAGAGAAUCAGAGGAGGCAAAGUAGGAUUUUUUAGAUGAAAAGAUGAGAAAAUUGAUGAAGAUGAAAUGGAAAAGCCAGAAAUAGAUCAUGAAAGCUGAUCUAAAAGCCCAUUGAAUUGCUUAUUGAUAAAAGGAUAGGUUGUAAAAGUAGGAGCUUUUUUGAGCUUAUUGGCAGUGGACAAUGAGAAAUUUACCACACCUUGAUUAGAGCAAGUAUGAACGGAAGAGCCAGAUGGGAUGGUUGAGAGCUUGAAAGAGGUGGAAAUAUUUCAUACGGAAAUUUGCCCUAAUUAACAUAAGAGGUAAACAGCAGAGACUACUGUUGUAAUUUAUCCUUAUUAAAAAAAAAAAAAAAUUUAAUUUCUGAUUAAAAACAAAUACAUUGAUAAUGAAAAACAUCAUUGCAUGAUACUAUCAUUUUUGGGUAUUCACAAUGUCUCUUUAAGACAA
This is a messenger RNA of Camellia sinensis, 1972 nucleotides long. RefSeq names its product pentatricopeptide repeat-containing protein At4g21705, mitochondrial. Gene Ontology annotation, cellular component: mitochondrion. NCBI's taxonomy places the organism in Eukaryota, Viridiplantae, Streptophyta, Magnoliopsida, Ericales, Theaceae. The record is from RefSeq and is a predicted model, not a curated record. Gene Ontology annotation, molecular function: protein binding.